UUUUAUACUAGUCUUUUUGUCAUGUGACAUCAUAGUACUUCCACCAACAAAAAUGUCUGGUUUUCUUAAUGAUCAACUCUCAAAGAAAACCUCAAUUUUUGGUCUAAGAUUAUGGGUUGUUGUUGGUAUUUGUGUUGGUGCAACUAUUGUUAUCUUAAUGUUCUUAAUCUCACUUUAUUUCACCUCUAAAAAAACCAAAAUUCUGUCAACAAAUGCUAUUCCAAAUGUUUCUAAAGAAAUCCAUGAAAUCCGGGUCGAACCGACCCGAACCCAUUUCCAAGAAAGUAGUCCAAACAAUACCCAUAUGCCACAAAACCAUAACUUGGGUCAAAAACCAUUUCAAGAAAAUGAGUCUUUACUUGAAGAUAAAAAUAGUAACAAUAAUAGCACUAAUUUGAAUGGAUAUCAAAAGAUACAGGUUGAGUUAGGGAAGAAGAAACACAGGGUUUCUUACCCGGAAAAAGGUGGAUUCGGGUCGGGUGGUGAUCAAAAUGGGUUUGUUUCGGUUCAGCCCGAGGUUUCACAUUUGGGUUGGGGACAUUGGUAUACUCUUAGAGAGCUUGAGAUAGCAACAAAUGGAUUUGAUGAUGAGAAUGUGAUUGGUGAAGGUGGUUAUGGGAUUGUUUAUUGUGGGGUUUUGGAGGAUAAGUCUACUGUUGCUGUUAAGAAUUUGAUGAAUAACAGAGGACAAGCUGAAAGGGAGUUUAAAGUUGAGGUAGAAGCAAUUGGGCGUGUACGUCACAAGAAUUUAGUCAGGUUGCUUGGAUAUUGUGUUGAAGGAGCUCACAGGAUACUUGUUUACGAGUAUGUAGACAACGGCAACUUAGAACAAUGGCUUCAUGGAGAUGUAGGCCCCACAAGUCCUCUUACAUGGGAGAUAAGAGUGAACAUUAUACUUGGAACUGCCAAAGGGUUGACCUAUUUGCAUGAAGGCCUAGAGCCCAAAGUUGUUCAUCGUGAUAUCAAGUCAAGCAACAUUUUGCUUGAUAGGCAUUGGAACCCAAAAGUCUCAGAUUUUGGUUUGGCCAAGCUUUUGGGCUCAGAAAGCAGUUAUGUCACAACCCGAGUCAUGGGAACUUUUGGGUAUGUUGCACCUGAGUAUGCUAGUACUGGCAUGUUGAAUGAAAGAAGCGAUGUAUACAGUUUUGGAAUUCUUAUUAUGGAGAUAAUAAGCGGUAGAAACCCUGUAGAUUAUAGCCGGCCUCAAGGAGAGGUGAACCUCGUUGAUUGGCUUAAAACAAUGGUAACAAAUAGGAACGCAGAGGGGGUUUUGGAUCCUAACAUACCCGAAAAACCUUCUUCAAGAGCAUUGAAACGAGUUCUUUUAGUAGCAUUGCGAUGUGUGGAUCCAAGUGCUCAAAAGAGGCCGAAGAUGGGUCAUGUGAUUCACAUGCUUGAGGCUGAUGAUUUUCCCUUCCAAAGUGACCGGAGAGGAAGUCGCGAAACGGGAAGGGAGAAGUCAUUUGAGAAACGACACAUUGAGUCAGGUGAUAGUAGUGGAUAUGAAAGUAGCAUUCAAACCAACAAAUCAGAAUGGAAAAUACAACACCAGUAGAAUGUACUUCAUUGAGAGCUGACAUUUGUGAAUAAUGUUGUCCAUUCAUCCCCAUCAUGUAAGUUUACACGUGUUCACGACUACUUGAUCAUUGUAGAUUCCAUAGCAACCUCAUCGGUUUCCAAAGUUCUCGUUUAUAAUGCUUGUUUGUUUCAUUGAUGAUGUGUUUUUGGUUUGUGUUUAUAUGUGUAUAUUGUUGGUGGGAAAACAAGAAAAUAGAAAUGGAAUUUUGACUUGUUUUUGUAAUUGAAUGAAUUUGAACACAUGAUACUUUGGUAACC
Erigeron canadensis is the source of this 1836-nucleotide messenger RNA. RefSeq names its product probable serine/threonine-protein kinase At1g01540. Gene Ontology annotation, molecular function: protein kinase activity; ATP binding. The transcript has 7 exons. The record is from RefSeq and is a predicted model, not a curated record. NCBI's taxonomy places the organism in Eukaryota, Viridiplantae, Streptophyta, Magnoliopsida, Asterales, Asteraceae. The coding region runs from base 53 to 1555 and encodes 500 amino acids. Gene Ontology annotation, biological process: protein phosphorylation.